Staurois parvus is the source of this 332-nucleotide messenger RNA. The record is from the annotation of a GenBank genome assembly. NCBI's taxonomy places the organism in Eukaryota, Metazoa, Chordata, Amphibia, Anura, Ranidae.
AUGGUCGGAGACCACACACACACUAUAAGAGAUGGUCAGAGACUACGCACAUGCUAUAAGAGAUGGUCAGAGACUGCAGACAUGCAACAGGAGAUGGUCGGAGACGACGCACAUACUAUAAGAGAUGGUCAGAGACUGCGGACAUGGUACAGGAGAUGGUUAGAGACUGUAGACAAGAUACAGGAGAUGGUGAGAGACUGUAGACAUGGUACAGGAAAUAGAGACUGCAGACAUGGUACAGGAGAUGGUCAGAGACUGCAGACAUGAUACAGGAGAUGGUCAGAGACUGCAGACAUGGUACAGGAGAUGGUCAGAGACUGCAGACAUGGUAC